CAUGAACAAAAGCUUCACUUGAAGAAGCCGUCUUGCUUCUAGCGCGCAGCCGCCAUGCAUCUGCUGACGGCCUUGACCGCCCUAACGGCCCAAACGGUGGAGGGGCGCUUGAUCGCUGCGGCGGUCUUGCCGCAUGGAGACUUCGCUUACGAUCCCAAGCUGGUGAACGACACAGGUGGCUCGCUGCAGCUCCACCAGGCGGCGCAACGCUUGGGUCGCGAAGCGCAGACCGCGUCGCCAGAGCUGAUCUUCCUCACCACGCCACAUGGCCUGGAACUCUCGGAGAGAUACCUCUUCUACUUGAAUAGUGAGAAUCAAGGUGCCACGCCCCUGGACGACAUGCCACACCAAGCAGCCGGGCGCAAGGUGCCUUUGAACUUCACCACGCCCAGCGACCUUGGGCGAAAGCUCUUGCUGAAGCUCCAGGAGUCCUCUUUGCCCGUGGAGGGCCUGCAAGGCUUUUCAAAUUCACAGCCGCUGCCCAUCAGUUGGGGCGAGAUCCUGCCAUUGACGUACUUGCGAGCGUAUGGGCCCUUACCACCGGUGCUGCCGAUGUCCUUUCCCCUCAGGCGCUUCAACCAUUCAGCGGAGAUGUUUGAUGAGUUGCUCUUGUUGGGAGCUCGCAUUGGAGAGUUUCUGGAUGCACUGCCAGAGAGAGUUCUGUGGUUGGUCUCCGCUGACCUGGCUCAUACACACUUGCAAAGUGGUCCUUAUGGCUACUGCCCUUGUGCGGAGCCCUAUGAUCAAGCUUGCAGCCAGUGGGCUGCUGCUGGCGGAUCCCAAUCCUCCAUGAGGGCGCUGUCCGAAGCGCGUCGUCUUCAAGGAGAAGGCGCCAUGUCUUGCGGCUUCACCGGUCUGGUGGCUCUACAGGGCGCGUUGCUGGGCAGGUCUUGGCGUGGAGAAGUCUUGGCAAAUGAGCAUCCCACCUACUAUGGCAUGAUGGUAGCGAGGUUUAUGCCAUCCGAGCUUCUGCUAGCGUGAGAUGGAUGUGAAAAAGACAGCAGUCUUUGGCCGGAACGGCAGGCUAUGCGAUGUUGUAGUGAUCCCAAACUAGACGGGCAAGUGAAUUCACUUC
This is a messenger RNA of Durusdinium trenchii, 1075 nucleotides long. The record is from the annotation of a GenBank genome assembly. Lineage: Eukaryota; Dinophyceae; Suessiales; Symbiodiniaceae.